AUGAGCUCUGCUCCGGCAGCGUCGGCGCACGGACGCCACUGGCACACACGCCCCAGGGCGCCCCGCGCAGCCGCAGUCGCCGCCGCCGCCGCCGAGGCCGCCCGCGCGCUCGAGUUCCCUUACCGCGGCUCCGGCUUGCUGUGGGCCCGCAGCACCGGCCUCAAGCUCUGGCCGGGAGCCGUGCUGCUCUCGCGCUGCCUGGAGGAGGCCCCCUCCCUGCUAGCACCCCUGCACCCCCGCCUGGCGGCACGCCCUGCUGGCGGCGCCGGCGGCGGCUGGGUCUGGCAAGACAAGCUGGUGUUGGAGUUGGGGUGCGGCCUGGGUCUCGUGGCGUGCACGGCGGCGCGGCUGGGGGCGCGGGUCGUGGCGACGGACGGCGAUGGCGACCUGCUGAGGCAGCAGCGGCGGCAGCAGCAGCAGCAGCAGCAGCAGCAGCAGCAUGCUGAUGUCAUUCUGAUGUCAGACGUUGUGUAUGGUUCGGACCCAAGCCUGUGGGAGAAGCUCGUGGCGACCCUGGCGGGGGCGUGCAGCCCAGACACGCUGGUGGUGCAGGCGGAGACGCGGCGUGUGGAGGGAGUGCUGUAUCCGCAGUAUUGGGAGCUCCUGGAGGCAUCCGGGUUCGGCCGCGCGCCGCUGCAGCGGGACGCGCAGGCGCGGCUGGAGGGAGAGUUGGCGGCGCGCGGCGACUGGCGGGACGGCACGGAGUGCGGCGGCCCCGGCGCUCUCGUCGGGGCUCCUAGGCGGGCAGGCUUGGCCUUUGGCGUGGUGCCUCGGCGAGCAAUGGUGGCCGCGCGCAUCAGCGCCCCUGGAGCGGCAGAGGUCGCUGUUAAUGACCACGUGCAGCAGCAGAUGGAGGAGACCGCCCGCAGGCGCAUGCAGUUGCGGGCAGAGAUGGCGGCGAUGCGCGAAAAGCAGCACAAGGCAGACGACGCCCCGUGGUGGGAGGUGGACUGCCCGCCCAAUAUGAUCAACGUGGACAGCGCCGAGCAGCUGCUCUCCACGACACGGGGCGCGUGCGCAGCGGGAAAGCUGGUGGUUGUCAACUUCUUCAGCCCAGAGUGCUACGCCUGCCGCACCAUGCAGCCCAAGCUACGCCAGAUUGCGCGCGAGGUGCAGGAGCGCGUCGUUUUUCUGAAGGUCAACGGCUUCUUGGACGGCCUGCGGGAGUACUGCGAGGCAGAGGAGAUUACUAAGAUCCCCUACUUCCACUUUUACAGGGGCGGCGCCCGCGUGGCCGAGUUCACGGCCAACAUGAGCCCGCCGGCGCUGAAGCGGCUGCGCAAGGCACUCGAAGUGUAUAGCGAAGACGCGGCGCCAGCGGCGGCAGCAGCGGCGGCCGCCCCCGGCGCGCCCGCGGCGGGCGCGUGCGCCUGA
This is a messenger RNA of Monoraphidium neglectum, 1374 nucleotides long. RefSeq lists its product as hypothetical. Gene Ontology annotation, molecular function: S-adenosylmethionine-dependent methyltransferase activity. Gene Ontology annotation, biological process: cell redox homeostasis. The record is from RefSeq and is a predicted model, not a curated record. The coding region runs from base 1 to 1374 and encodes 457 amino acids. The transcript is spliced from 7 exons. Lineage: Eukaryota; Viridiplantae; Chlorophyta; Chlorophyceae; Sphaeropleales; Selenastraceae.